Notolabrus celidotus (New Zealand spotty) is the source of this 2131-nucleotide messenger RNA. RefSeq names its product urotensin-2 receptor. Gene Ontology annotation, biological process: neuropeptide signaling pathway. NCBI's taxonomy places the organism in Eukaryota, Metazoa, Chordata, Actinopteri, Labriformes, Labridae. The transcript is spliced from 2 exons. Gene Ontology annotation, molecular function: urotensin II receptor activity. The record is from RefSeq and is a predicted model, not a curated record. Gene Ontology annotation, cellular component: membrane. Bases 147 to 1292 code for a protein of 381 amino acids.
AGCUGGAAGAUGCUAAACAGAGGCAACAACAGACAAACAAUACCUGCUCAGGGCUUAUUCACUUAGAAGUAAACUGGAGCAUUUAGCAUGAGACAUUAAACGUCGCUGAAUUACCCCUAAUUUCCAAGCUUUUUGAUUUUAACACCAUGGACCUCUCAGGCUCUUUGCCUCCACCUUCCCCUUACACCUUCCCCGUUACCCCAAAUAUCUCUUUACCCUCUUCCUCUCCCUCGCUCUCUCCCUCACCCAGCCUAGCCUCCACAGCUCUCUUCUGCUCCCUCCUCUCCCUCCUCUCCCUGAUGGGCAUCACAGGGAACCUGUACACUCUGGGUCUCCUUCUGAAGCGAAGGAGAAGCAGGAGGAGACGUGGAGCAGGACUGACCUGCUGCCAUAUCAGGGUACCGGUACUAUCCUGCCUGGCAAACACCUCCUCCCCUUCCUCUUCUCCAAUCUCCUCUUCCUCCUCCUCCUCCUCCUCUCUUCACCUCCAGGUGCUGAGCCUCGCUCUCGCUGAUCUGCUCUACCUUUUCACCGCCCCCUUCAUUGUAUAUGACAGCCUGGCGUCUGGCUGGGCCUUCGGUGAACUGGGCUGUCGCCUCCUCCUGAGCCUGGACCUCCUUACCAUGCACGCCUCCAUCUUCACUCUCACAGCCAUGAGCCUGGACCGCUACCGUGCUGUGGCUCAUCCUCUGCACACAUCCUCCUCUAACUCCUCAGGCCUGCUGCGGGUUGGCCUAGCCUGGGGGCUGGCGGUGGCUCUCAGUCUACCGAUGAUGAUCACGCUUCACCUGGAAGACGGAGAGAACCAAGAGGGCCAGCUAUGUGUGCCAGCAUGGGACGAGCAGAGUUCAAAAGCCUACAUGAGUGUGCUUUUCUGUACUAGCAUCCUCGGACCAGGGCUGGCCAUCGGAGGGCUUUAUGCAACACUAGGCAGACUGUACUGGGUGUCUCAGACCAGGCCGGCCUGGGCCACUGGGAGCAGCACCACUUGUCCUCCCCGUGCACCCAAACCCAAAGUCCUGCUUCUUAUCCUUGGUAUCGUCCUGGCCUUCUGGGCUUGCUUCCUUCCUUUCUGGAUUUGGCAGCUGCUGCCCCUCUACCAGCCUGACAUGCUGCGGACAGUUCCAGUAGGGACGCAGGUGACGGUGAAUCGGAUCCUCACAGGGCUCACCUAUGGAAACUCAUGUGUGAAUCCAUUUUUCUACACACUGUUGACAGGAAAACGAAGACGCAACAGACAGAUACUGACAUCAGGAAAUCAGCUCUGUCGCAAGAGCAGUCCGCUUCAGUAGUGUGUCUCUUAUAAUAGAGACAAUAGAGUGAGAGUAUGAGAGCAUUAUUAUGAGUUUCCUUAUAGACACCAAAAAUAUCUUUUUUCUUAGUCUGUAAACUAAGAAAUCAGAAAAAACUAAACCAAUGAAAGCACUUUGUAUGGCUGCUUGGUGAAAAAUUGUCUGACAAUCAAACAGACAAUCGCUGCCACCCAACUAAUGCUUUACCUGUAAACCUUGUACAAAUGUUGGUGGUCCAAUUAAAUGGAGUGUAUUUAACUGCUGCAGUAGACUAGUUUACUGAUUGACAAUUCAUUUUUAUGAUGUUAUCUUUGUGACAAUGGUAAAGUGGUUACUGCAGUAAAUAAAUAUAAGAGUCAUUUAACCAAAGAACAUACAAGAGGAGAGGAGUUGUUUAUUUAGUCCACAUAAUUUGUAUCUGUCUCUCUGUGCUGUAUGAACGGGAGAGUUUUUCUGCAUGUGGCUCAUGCACAAUCAUUUCCAGUAAAGCCCUGAUGCACUUCUGCUUGUUUUCAGAGACUAUCAAAGACAACGUUUGUUUGUGAACAGCUGGUUGGUUCUGCUCAGGACCUCUAUGGGACAUAUUUCUGAGACUUUGUUUGUUGAUUUAAUGAAUUAUGUCUGAGCAGCUCAACAGUCUUUUGUUUGCUUCCCCUGAACCCAACAAAUCUAAAACAACAUUUUUUUUUCUAAAUCAUGACCUGCAUGUUGGGUAUGAAAAUGUACUUAUUAUUCUGACUCAUGCAAUGCUCUGCAUGGCCUCGACUUUUGUUGACUGUAACUGUUGUUUAUAAUAAUGCGUAAUAUAAAGCCUUAAAUAAAGAGUAUGCUUUCUGUAA